GUGGUGCAUGAUGGGAGUUGAUGACACGCCCUAGCAACACAUACGUAAUCAUUGGUUAUGGGAGCAAAUCCGUCAUAACGCCAAUAAAACGGUUCUUAACGUGUUCAUAUUUUAAAAAACAGACACAAUGCAGGCGGAUGAUGUAAGAUAUUUAAAAAGGAAAGUCAAGGGAGGAAGUCUGGAUGUCCAUCCCACAGAGAAAGCCCUUAUUGUCCAGUAUGAAGUGGAAGCGACUAUUAUGGGAGAAAUAGGAGGCCCGAUGCUUGGGGAACGCAAAGCUUGUCAGAAAAUUGUUCGUCUGAAAAGCCUUACUGCCAGCACGGAUAUCGGCUCGCUGGCACGGAAAGUGGUGGAGGAAUGCAAACUCAUUUCACCCUCCAAGCUCCCAGAAGUGGAGCGACUGCUCUUCUACCUGCAGAACCGCAAGUCAACUACAGAAAUAAAAGAGAAGAAGCAGAUAAAGCCACGAGAUCCAGCUCCUUUUGAAGGCAUGGAGCUAGACGAGGAGGCCAAUAUCAACAGCAUCGAAGACUACGUGGAGCUGCUGUACGAGGACGUUCCAGAGAAAAUCAGAGGAGCUACGCUUAUUCUGCAGCUGGCUCGUAAUCCUGACAACCUGGAGGAGCUGCUUCAAAACGAGGCGGCUCUGGGAGCCCUGGCCCGUGUACUGAGGGAGGACUGGAAGCAGAGCGUGGACUUGGCGACCACUAUCAUCUACGUCUUCUUUUGCUUCUCCAGUUUCAUCCAGUUCCACGCACUGAUCACUCACUACAAGAUCGGUACGCUUUGCAUGAACAUCAUGGAGCACGAGUUGAAGAGGUACGACCUGUGGCAGGAGGAGCUGCAGAAGAAGAAAAGAGCUGGGGAGGAAGACCCAGAGAACCAGAACGUGAAGAAAGAGUAUGAGAAAGCGCUGAAGAAGUACCAUAGUCUGCUGAACAAGCAGGAACAGCUUCUCAGAGUGUCUCUGUACCUGCUGCUGAACCUGUCUGAGGACACGCGCAUAGAGCUGAAGAUGAGGAACAAAAAUAUAGUGCACCUGCUGGUGAAAACACUGGACCGGGAAAGCGAGGAGCUCCUGGUUCUGGUCGUGUCCUUUCUCAAGAAGCUCAGCAUCUUUCUGGAGAACAAGAACGAUAUGGCUGAAACAGACACUGUGGAGAAGUUGGCUAAGCUGGUCCCCUGUGAUCACGAGGAUCUGCUGAACGUCACGCUGCGUCUCCUCCUCAACCUCUCCUUCGACACAGGCCUCCGCAGCAAGAUGGUGCAGGUGGGCCUACUGCCCAAACUCACUGCCCUGCUAGGAGACGAAGCACAGAACCACUUAGCUAUGCGCAUACUGUACCAUAUUAGCAUAGAUGACCGCUUCAAGUCCAUGUUCGCCUACACUGACUGUAUUCCGCAGGUGAUGAAGAUGUUGUUCGAUUGUGGCGAGGAAGGAGUAGACCCGGAGCUCAUCUCCUUCUGCAUCAAUCUGGCAGCCAAUAAGAGAAACGCACAGCUCAUCUGUGAAGGUAAUGGACUGAAGAUGCUGAUGAAGAGAGCAUUCAAGCUGAAGGAUCCACUGAUGAUGAAAAUGAUCAGGAACAUCUCCCAGCACGAUGGACCCUCCAAAAACCUAUUCAUUGAUUACGUCGGAGACUUCGCGGCUCAGAUCGGUCAGAACGAGGACGAGGAAUUCAUGAUCGAGUGUUUGGGCACGCUGGCGAACUUCACCAUCCCUGAUCUGGACUGGGAGCUGGUGCUUAAAGAGUACAACCUGGUACCCUUCCUGAAAGAGCACCUCAAACCCGGUUCUGCAGAAGAUGACCUUGUGCUGGAGGUGGUGAUCAUGAUCGGCACGGUCUCUAUGGACGACUCCUGCGCCGCCAUGUUAGCUAAAUCAGGCAUCAUCCCUGCUCUUAUAGAGCUGCUCAACGCCCGACAAGAGGACGAUGAAUUCGUUUGUCAGAUCGUCUACGUCUUCUACCAGAUGGUGUUCCACCAGGCCACUCGAGACGUCAUUAUAAAGGAGACGCAAGCUCCAGCCUACCUCAUCGACCUGAUGCACGACAAGAACGCCGAAAUCUGCAAAGUGUGUGACAACACGCUGGACAUCAUAGCCGAGUACGAUGAAGAGUGGGGGAGGAAGAUCCAAAGCGAGAAGUUCCGUUGGCACAACUCUCAGUGGCUGGAGAUGGUAGAGAAUCGGCAAAUGGACGAAGUGGAACCCUACUUGUACGGCGAUGAAGGAGAGCCCUUUUUACAGGGAGCAGACAUCCUGGAGCGACCCGACCUUUUCUACAGUGCAGAUGGAUUAAUCUCUGCAGAUGCCGCCAUCAGUCCAGACUUCUUUACAGAAUUUCAAAAUGGAGAUUACGUCACGUCACACGGUUUCCCGGGCAGCGCCGUCUCGGAAAGAUACGUUCAGGGGCCAGGAGGAGCCAUGCGGCCUGCUACAGCCUACGGCUUCCGUCCAGACGAGCAGCACUUCUACAGCUACUCCACAUCACGGUCCGGUUCUUUGCAGCUAUAGGAAGGUGUUAACUCUUGGAUUCAUGCAUGGCAGAGGUCAAGUACAGUUUAUUUGCACACUGAAACUACAAUUCAUCCAUCACUGAAUCUCACACACACUUAAAGGUGCGGUGCACAAUGUUUGACAGCCAAUGUUGACAUUUGAAAUCACCAAAACAAACACGCCCCUAACCCAAAUGGGUGUCACCCCUGUUUUGAUAGCUCCGCCCACACAUACAUACGUAACCCAGGCAACUGGAAAGCUGAUCCUAUAUUAACACAAUCCUGCUUCUGGCCUUAUCAUAAGCCUUUUUUCAUUUUUACCCGCCAUGUCAGUGUAUCAAUCGCUUUCUGCUAAUGUCACACAUGCGCACUGAAAGCUCUCUCCACCGCAUAUUGACAAGACACGCCCCUUUCUGCUCAUUGGCUACACGUUUGUUUUGUUUGUCGGCCCGACUCGGUUUUCGGAAGCGUUUCUCAAACAUCGUGCACCCCACCUUUAAACACUUUUUUAGCGUUUGAGACACUUCCCCAAGUGUGUGCUUGGGAGAAUAUUUGACACUAGCUAAUGUCUUGAGUUUAUUUAUUGCUUUGUAAAUAAUAAGUAGUGAUGCCUUUUAUCCGUCUCAUGACCUGCUGCACGGCAGCUCACGACUGUGCACUGUUUAUUGUUAUUUUGCUCUUCUAAAUGAAAACUUUUUGUAUGUGUGAAAUUUUUGUUUCAAGUUAUUUUAUGACAGUUUUAUGUUUUCAAAUUUCAUUCAUAUUUUUUUUUCUUUUAAAUUUUCGGGGGGGUUUUUUUUGUGCCUGUGGAUCGUGUCUUACUGCUGUUUUAUACAAGAUGCCUGUUAUUUCUGUGGUGCAAUAUUAAAUCAAACGAAUCCGA
This is a messenger RNA of Tachysurus fulvidraco (yellow catfish), 3379 nucleotides long. RefSeq names its product kinesin-associated protein 3a (gene kifap3a). Gene Ontology annotation, biological process: cilium organization; microtubule-based movement. NCBI's taxonomy places the organism in Eukaryota, Metazoa, Chordata, Actinopteri, Siluriformes, Bagridae. Gene Ontology annotation, molecular function: kinesin binding. The record is from RefSeq and is a predicted model, not a curated record. Gene Ontology annotation, cellular component: axoneme; ciliary transition zone; kinesin II complex. The coding region runs from base 128 to 2515 and encodes 795 amino acids. The transcript has 21 exons.